CGUCCCCGUCAAAAUCUACGUCGCCGCCGGAAACUCCUCCACCAUCGCCUGCGAAUCCGAUCGCGCGGCCACCAUCCGCGCCACUCCCCGUGACUCCUUCUCCUCCUCCUGAAGAAGCUCGGCCGAGUCCUACAGAAUCUCCAGCACCACGGUCGCCGGCGGCUCGUCCGCAAUCUCCGGCGACGCCAUCACCGGCUCCGCCUGCGAACCGGUCGAGUGUUUUUCCGCCGUCGAGCGUGCCUUCGCCAGAGCCACCUCCCCUAACCCCUCCCGUUACGCCUCGUCCGGCUCCGCCGGGAAAUCCGACAGCUACACUGCCGCCGCCACGUCAGCUCCCGAAUGGAAGUUUGCCGGUGGUGGCCGUUGGAGGUCAAGCAGGUCAACGUGCGGAAACGGCGUCUCACGUACCGGCAAGGUUGAUCGCUGGGGCAGCCAUGGGUGGGGUGGCUUUGAUAGUGAUGCUCGGGGUUCUCUUGUUUGUUUGCUUCAAAUGCAAGAGAAAGCAAGGACCCAUUGCUGGGAAAGUCAGUCACAGAUCGUAUUCCUCCGGCGCAAAAGAUGGUGUUAGUGCUGCUCCUCCUCAAGGCUUUCAGUAUCCAAACGAGAAUGUUCAGCCCCAGUCAAGGGCUUGUAUCAUUGCCAUGCCACCAAAGGCCUUCGCCAUUGCCCCACCCAAUCUUCUGAGCGGCAAUGGAGAUUCCGCUAACUCGGCGCCUGAGUUACAUUCGCCCCUCAUAACUUCCUUGAGCUUCUCAAGGGGCACUUUCACUUAUGGUGAAUUAGUCGGAGCAACUAAUAGCUUCUCCAGGGCAAACCUUCUCGGAGAAGGCGGUUUUGGCUAUGUCCACAAGGGAGUCCUUGCCGAUGGGAAAGAAAUUGCUGUUAAGCAGUUGAAGAUGGGAAGCCACCAGGGACAACAGGAAUUUCAAGCCGAGCUUGAUAUCAUCAGUCGUGUGCAUCACAAACAUCUUGUUACGUUGCUUGGAUACUGCAUAACCGGGGCAGAGAGGUUUCUGGUUUAUGAGUUUGUUCCCAACAACACUCUAGAAUUCCACUUACACGGAAAUGGGCAGCCUGUUCUCGAUUGGAGAACCCGAUUAAAAAUUGCAGUAGGAACCGCAAAAGGACUGGCCUAUCUCCAAGAGGACUGUAGCCCAACAAUCAUCCAUCGUGACAUAAAGGCAGCCAAUAUUCUUCUUGAUUUUAAUUUCGAGGCAAAGGUUUCUGAUUUUGGGCUUGCCAAGUUCUUUUCUGGUAGUACUGCUAACGUCUCUCAUAUUUCUACCCGAGUGGUAGGAACUUUUGGGUACCUGGCCCCUGAGUAUGCAUCAAGUGGUAAAUUAACAGAAAAGUCCGAUGUAUAUUCAUUUGGCGUUGUGCUUUUGGAACUUAUCACUGGAAAUCCACCUAUCAUGAGAACAGAGUCAUGGACAAAUGACGGCCAGGGGUUGGUCGACUGGGCUAGACCUCUACUUAACCAAGCUAGUGAGACCGGCAAAAUGGACAAAAUUGUUGAUGCAAGAUUGCGGAAGAAUUAUGAUUCCGAUGAGAUGUUGAGCAUGAUUGGAUGUGCCGCUGCUUGCGUGCGUCAUUCAGCGUGGCUCCGGCCACGAAUGAGCCAGAUAGUUCGUGCGUUGGAGGGAGAAGGGUCUCUGGCAGAUCUAGAUGAAGGAGUCCGACCGGGUCAAAGCAAAGUAUACAGUUCUUCAGAAAUGAGGAAAUUCUCUCUGAUACUAGGGAGUCACGAAGACGGCGUUACCCGACAAAGUGAUAACACCAGCGAAUAUGGUCUUUACCCUUCUUGUUCAAGCAGUGAAACCCAUAGUCGAUGAGGCAUGUACAGUGAAGCCAAAGAGAAGCUUCAAACUUCUUGGCCAACUGAUGGAUUAUCACUCCUGAAAUUCCUGUUGAGGAAUUGUUUGAAGAUCACAGACCGCUCAUGAUAGACGCUUUACUUACUGCUGAUCCUUUCCUAACAUGUUUCAGAUUUUUGUAACAUGUGAAGUUCUUCUCCGUCUAGAUGAUCUAACAAAGCCUGUAUCUACUACAUUCUCAUUUAUAAUGCAACAGCUCUGAAUUCAGCAAA
Molecule: messenger RNA, 2086 nt
Organism: Syzygium oleosum
Lineage: Eukaryota; Viridiplantae; Streptophyta; Magnoliopsida; Myrtales; Myrtaceae
Product: proline-rich receptor-like protein kinase PERK1
Exons: 8
Coding region: 435-1832 (465 amino acids)
Biological process (GO): protein phosphorylation
Molecular function (GO): ATP binding; protein kinase activity
Source: RefSeq, a predicted model, not a curated record